Mytilus californianus (California mussel) is the source of this 4074-nucleotide messenger RNA. RefSeq names its product DNA-directed RNA polymerase II subunit GRINL1A-like. Gene Ontology annotation, biological process: intracellular signal transduction; transcription elongation by RNA polymerase II. Gene Ontology annotation, molecular function: transcription elongation factor activity. Bases 129 to 1127 code for a protein of 332 amino acids. Gene Ontology annotation, cellular component: nucleus; intracellular anatomical structure. The record is from RefSeq and is a predicted model, not a curated record. NCBI's taxonomy places the organism in Eukaryota, Metazoa, Mollusca, Bivalvia, Mytilida, Mytilidae. The transcript is spliced from 6 exons.
AAAUUAAAUAAAUUGCAAGCAGGAAAUUGACGUUGAUCAUUUUUCCAAUAGUUGCGAAACAUUUCAUUACCUGUUUACCACUUUGAUCCGGCAACUGUGUACAAUUCAGUCAGUAAUAAAGAUUUAUUAUGGAACACAUACCACAGGAUUACCUGGGAGGUGAUUUGUCUACAAAAUCUGCCACAGAGUUGAAAGAAUUGUUGGAAAGGCAAGAAAAGCUGCUGAAGAAGGUAAAAUUUCUAAAAACCUUGCCAGAUGGAGGGGUAAAGGUGCAAGCAUUUGUUGAAAAACUGCAGAGAAUGAUCAGUGAGAGGAUAGAGACUGAUCUACAGGAGUCAACAAAUAGACAAAUUAUCUCCCCUUCAACAAAAGCAAAUGUUAAACCCAAAGUGAUUACUGAAGUUCCAGGACAACUGAUAAAAAAGCCAGUUUCGAAAUUCAAAAAACAAAAUCUUCAACAGUCUAGAGAUGUACCAAAACAAAACACAAACAAGAACAAAGAUUUUAGUGCAUUGGUUCAAAAUGAAUCAGAAUUGUUUUCAUGUAAUGGUGAAGGUGAUUUACAUAUGGAACUUGAAAGAAAUACUUCCAACUCUGUACUGCAAAGAGACCAAGUUACAAUAGAGGAUAUAGGAGAAACUUUAGAAAAAAUGGAAAUAAGUUCAGCAGACACUGAUAAACAUGAGACACCUCCAGCUGAGGAACACAUACUGAGUGUGAUAGAAAGAACACAUAGAAAUAGAAAACGAGAUACACUUAAACUAAAUAGAUAUUUAAAGAUUUCAAAUAUCCAAGAUUUACCACCUGAACUGAGGAAUCCUAGUAACAUGUUGGCUGAGACAGAAACGAAACAGACAAAAAAGAAAGUUGAUUGGGAAGAAUCUGCAGUUUGUCCACCUAAAUAUAAAUACUCUGCUGCUCAGGAGAUGUCUAUACAAGAAUCCAUGAAAUUACAAGCAGAACAAACGAGGCAUAGAGAGGAGUCACAGGCAAUAUAUGCAGCUGAAAAAUUAGCCGAAAAGCUCAACAUUAAAUUGGAGACCUUUAAUCCAGAAGGAAGAGAUAUAGUAUAUAGAGAACCUGAAGUUAUAGACAGUGAUGAUGAUGAUCUGGAAGGAGUUGACUGAUGGGUACUCAUGACUACUAAUUGUAUAAACAAUAAAAAAAACAUGUGAUUCAUAAGGAAGAGUAAUAUAUGUUACAUCAUCACUACUAUGGACCAAUUUAUGGACAAAACCUUUAUAUUCUCAGGAAAGUUAGGUUUAUGAAAAGACAAAAAGUGCUUGAUGAUGAUAAGAGAUAAUGAUACAGACAGCGAAACUGAUUCUCAUCAUGACAAUAUCAUUUGUUUUCAGUACAUGAAUGUAGGCAAAUUAUUGCAUGAUUUCAGUCAGUUGUCAAUCAGGGUUUCCUUUUUGUAAUUAUGUCAUUCUGUUUGUCACAACAUUUAACACAGAUUCAAUAUGACAAAUUAAAUUAAAAAUAAAUAUGUUUAUUUUUACUACAAUAUCAAUAUUCCCAUCUUUAAGAUUUUAUCUAUUUAGAAUUGUUGAACUAGCUUUUAAAAAUCUCAGUGGUGUAGGAGUAGAUAGAAAAGUGGGAGGAGGCAAUCUUUUGAAAAUGACUAGCAAAAACAAAAAUAUAGUCUAAUAGUCUAGAAGUUAGUCAGUGUUCUCUUUCAUUUUCAUUUUUUAUUUUCAUUUUUUUUUGUGGUGCCAAAAGUGGGAGGGAGCUAAACAUAUUCUUGCAAUUUAUAAAAAAGGGGGUUGAUUAAUAUCCAAAAAGAUUCUAAAGACCUUUUAUUUUGAUUUGUAAAACUUAAAAAGAAUUACUGUAUUACUAGGCUGUCAAAAGUGAGGCUGUAAGUUUCGAAUCCCGCACCUGGCAGGAGGACAACUCCAAUCUCAAUUGACCAGGAUUGUCAGUUUUCCUACCAAAGGUCGUGGUUCUCUCUGGGCACUCCGGCUUCCUCCACCAAUAAAAACUGACUGCCAUUAAAUAGCACAAUAGUGCUGAAAAGUAGUGUUAAACACCAAUCAUUCAAGCAAAAUGUACAGGAACCUUUCAUUAUCAGUCAUUUUUGUUUGUAGUUUCACAAUUAUAAAUGCUGAUGUGUUUGUUGUUGUUGUUAGUCUUUGUUUUUCAUAGUAAGUUUUUUCCGGAGGAAUCAGGUGUAGGUGGUUGAUGUGGUCUGUUGUACUAUGGGGAUUUCUGUUAUCUCUUCACUCUUUUUAUUUACUCUUCAAAUUAUUUAUUAUGCAAAUAACAUUUUGAAUAAGCAGUUGGUAUUUUAGGUAGAAUUGUAAUUCCAGCUUCCUACAAUUGAUGCUACUUUUUGCAUAUGUGAUCAUAGCAGAGUUCUGGGAAUCUUUUUUAGCCUGGUGUUCAUAAGGACCAUCAGAACCAUCAAGACCACAUAUUUGGUGGCAGCGUUAAUUUUGUGGUCCUGUUUUUGCAUAACAAUUUUAGGUGAGUUCGAAAAGUCAGCGCUAAUCUAUUAUUUUUACAGGAGUUAUGUCUCUUUGAAAUGUAAUUUAUAUUGAACAUUGCAUUGUAAGCAGUCUCACACCUUCAAUUCUUGUCAAAUUUUUAUGAAGUUUAUAUUAAAGGCCUACAUCAGUAAUGGCUUGGAAGAGUUGGGAGAGUUCGUCUGAAGUGUUUUUGAUAAAGGUCAUUCCAGAUACACACAUUGUACACCAGACAAUUGCUCCUAACUCAGAAUUCCAAAAAGAAUUAAAUGUUUUCAAUACACACAUUUUAAAUAAACACUAAUUGUUUUACAGGAGCUGUGCCCACAGGCACUUGUCUCAGAAAAAAAAUUCCUAUAUACCUUGAUGUAUUAUAUUGUGGUAUAUAGGUUUUUUUUCUGAGACAAGUGCCUGUGGCUGUGCCCCUCGAAAAUAGAAACAUCAGGAAAUAACUUACUUAAUGAUCUCAUGCCUACAUUUCUUGCAAGUUAUUUAUCAAAAAGUAAUGAAAUUUUUUUUUUUAAGUUAUUACCCUUGGACAGAUAAAAUAAGUGCAACACAGGGAACAUUGGAACUCUGUUCUUUUAUUUCCAUAGGUUUAGUUAGAUAAGGCUGAUUUGCACAAUGAUAUAUAUGUUCCAUUAUUAAAUUAUCUCAUACUUUCAAGUGGACAUUAGGACCAACACUACACUCGAAAUUUAUGGACCUACCUGAUUUUUGGUGGUGUGGACCGACAGGACCUUCAAUUUUUUAGAACACUUCCAUUGUACCUGAACUCUUCCUUGAUAAUUCAUUUGCAAGACAUCAUACACAUUUAUUGCAUUCAACUUACUGAAGAUUUAUUUAUGUUCUUGGGUACCUAUUUUUGUGGAUUAAGGAAAAAUUAUAUUUUUGUGGAUAUUUGAAUUGAUGAUUUUGACAAAGUCUGCAUACAAGACUAUGAUUUUUUUUACUUUGUUGAACAUUUAGAUUUGUGGUUCACUUGUACCCAUGAAAUAGGUAUUCAACAAAUAAUAAUAAAUCUACAGUAUCAGGUGUAACACCAUUGAGAUUAUAAGGUUCUUCUGUUAAUGGAAAAUUUAAUGACUCACAGUCUUUUAUACACAGAAUCACAAAAUAAUGAUAUCAUAUCAAUAGUAAAAAUUUCAAGAGUGGCACAAAAUUAAAAUAUAGUUUAAGAGAAUAAAUAUUCUUGGUCAAUAGUAUUUGGAGAAUACUCCCUCCCAUUGAAUGGUGUGUAAUUCAUUUUAAAGGCUCAAAUUAUAUACAUGACAUAUAGAUUUCAUUUUCAUAUGUUUGAAGUAGGCAAAGAUGACGAUCAAUAGUAAUUUUGAGGACCAUUUCAUUUUGAAGGUCACUAUGGUUUUAUGUAAUUGGCUUCCAAACCUUUUAGUCUGGAGUGAUUUUUAUGAAGGUCAUUCCAGAAAAACACAAUGUACACACAGUAAUCAGUAUCAUACAUUUUUAAUAAUACUGAUUUUGUGUAGAGAAUCUGUGGGAAAAGUUACAAAGAAAAUGUUUUGAUUCAUUAAAUUUAACCAAUGAAUGGUAAUCUGAGUUGUAGUCACUGUUAUUUAUCAACAUUUAAAUAAACAACUUGAGCUUA